Pleurotus ostreatus (oyster mushroom) is the source of this 942-nucleotide messenger RNA. RefSeq lists its product as uncharacterized. The transcript is spliced from 4 exons. The record is from RefSeq and is a predicted model, not a curated record. The coding region runs from base 1 to 942 and encodes 313 amino acids. Lineage: Eukaryota; Fungi; Basidiomycota; Agaricomycetes; Agaricales; Pleurotaceae.
AUGAAGCCAGCACAAAUACCCUUGCACCGACUAUUCCAGAUCCAAGAAUGUCUCAGGCAUUCUCGCUGUUCGACUUCCGCUCUUCAUCUUAGGUCUUAUACACACAACUCGGACGACUUGGAACCCACACGGCGGCCUGAGCACGAUGAUGCCAUUUCUGAUGCCGAAUGGGACCUUCGGACUGGCCGCGCGAUUGAUGUUUUAACGAGCACACUCCCCCAUUUUUUCUCGUACGGAUUGGUAUCCUCAAUUGAUAGAGUAUCUGGCACGCCUCGUUCAGUAGGCGCCAUUGCCAGCGCAAAUCCUCUCGACUUUCGAAACAAAGACGAUGUGGAGACCAUAUAUAGCCCCAAAAUCCGACUUUCAUAUACCCCGCCAAUUGCCUUGCCGGCGCCUUUCCCCAAAACACUACACGUCGAAGGCUUGCCACUUUAUCUCAGCUCAGCUGUGUUCAUCAGACACACUCUAAACGCACUGUAUUCCGACACGCAAGUCAUAUUGAGGAAAGUUGUUGUCCAAACCCCUGGAUCCCGCAAAUUUCUUGUUGGCGGGGAGAGUGAGAAUUCGACCGCCCAUGAUAGCAAUCGAAGGAACCGAGAAAAAAGCCUUUUCAUAGGGUUGACAGUCAACGGUAUAGCCAGAGUGAGCGGUGGGCUGGGUGAAUGGGAUGUUAAUUCCACGUACACAUUCUCCCCGUUGUCGGGUCUCAUACACGUCCAUACCGUCGAUUCCAUCCAACCCGCCCCUCAUCAGACGGUUUAUGAUGCACUUCGCUCAAGCCUUGGUAAAGUGUUUGGGUUAGGGCUGCUCGACGGUGGUGAGCCCCAAGCUGGGGGUGCUGGGGUGCGAGUCGAAGGGCCAGUAGCCUGCGAAGCCGGCUCGGUUGAGAAGUCGGAGAGCGACACUUCUCCCUCACCUCAGCCCAAAACCCCAGUCGUGUAG